Messenger RNA from Myxocyprinus asiaticus (Chinese sucker), 2401 nucleotides. RefSeq names its product anthrax toxin receptor 1-like. The transcript is spliced from 5 exons. Gene Ontology annotation, cellular component: membrane. Bases 87 to 407 code for a protein of 106 amino acids. Gene Ontology annotation, molecular function: signaling receptor activity. The record is from RefSeq and is a predicted model, not a curated record. NCBI's taxonomy places the organism in Eukaryota, Metazoa, Chordata, Actinopteri, Cypriniformes, Catostomidae.
GUGAGGGGUACUGGAUUUUUGCAUAUAAGAGACAUCAACCAUUAGUAUCAAUGAUACAGUAACAAGUGAUAUACCUGCUGGUUAGCAUGAAUGAGGGUUUGACCUACAUCACAAGCUCAGUGCACAUCACCAACACUGAGUGUGAGCCUGUUGUUGAAGAUGGCAUGCCCAAGAAGACGUGGCUCACAGCUGAUGCAUCCUGCAAUGAAGGAAGAGGAUUCGGUGGAAUCAAAAGAAUGGAGGUGCGCUGGGGUAACAUGGGUUCCACAGAUGGAGCCAAAUUAGAGAAACCAAAGAAUGAUGUAGUGAAAAUGUCUGAACAGGAAUAUGAACACAAACCCAGGAAGCCUGGUGGGCGCAGACCUGCCCACCACAGAAAGUGGUACAGUCCUAUUCAGAAUACUUGACCUUCAAAUAUGAACCCAGCAGUUCAGCUCCUGCGUCUCAACCAGAGGAAUCAAUCCCUGGAGGAAUAUGUGGAGGACUUCUGCGCUCUGGCCAGUGAGGUUGGUUUUAAUGAGAUCGCCCUCAAAGACUUUUUCCGUGCAGGCUUGAGUGAGCCGGUCUCCUCCAUGUUGCCUGGCUGUUGGAUUACCCUCAGUCUUGCUCAAUACAUGGAUUUAGCCCUGCAACUGAGCGGUACAUCUUUCACUGUAGGAGUGGCUGAUGAGGAACUAUGCACUCCUACAGUGACUUCCAUGUCAGAGCCAUCACCCGUCAUGGCCACCAAGCCAGGGUUCCACGUCAUGGUCGCCAAGCCAGGUUCCCAUGUCAUGGUCGCCGAGCCAGGGUCCCACGUCAUGUUCGCCGAGCCAGGGUCCCACGUCAUGGUCCCAUGCCUGCCACGGCCAACGAGCCAACGCACACGCCUUCCACGGCCAACGAGCCAACGGCCACACCUGCCACGGCCAACGAACCAGCGUUGCAAGCCUCGUCUGUCCCAGAGCUAGCUCUCACUGAGCUAGUAGACCUGGAGUUGGUUCCCGCCCUUGUGCCCACCCUGAGUAUUCCUCCUCCUGAUCAGCCGGUUCUCGCCAAGUCACCGGCUCGAUCAUCACCUCCUGUGACAUCCCAGACAAGGGGAACUUCCGACCCUGGCUGCCACCUCUGUACCCCCUGGGUCUCUGCCUCCAUGUCCUGCCUCUCCAGGCCACGUUCCACAUCCUGCCUCGCCAGACCCGCCACCGGCUCCUCCCUGGUUUCCUGAGCCACGCCGGUCUCCAGAUCCUCCGCCGGUCCCACCAUGGUCUCCAGCCCGUCUGGUCCCCUGUGUUUUCCAAGAUUCCCCUCCCCGUCCAGCACCCUGAUGGAACUUAUUAUGUUCUGGGGCGUCGGAAGCCACCCCUAGUGGGGGGAAUAUGACACGUUUACAUGUGUUUUUGUUCAUGUUUUGUGUUCAUGUCUUUUAUUUUGGAAGUUUAGUUCCUGUUUUUUUGUCAUGUGAUUUCCUGUUCCCUCAUGUGAUCUUAUCAUGUGUUUCCCCUGUUCAUGUUACCCUUGUCCAUGUAUUUAAGCCCUCAUGUUUGCCAUUGUCUCUUGUCAAGUAUUGUUUUAAUGUAACGCUGUUUGGUGGUCAAGUCAAGUUCAUGUUUGUUUAUGUUUUGUUUUUGUUCACGUUUGGAUAUAUCACUCAUCUUCUCUCUGCCUGUCAUUGCCAGCGAAUGUUACACUUAGGGGAAAAGUGCAAUGGAUAAUUCAUCUGAUUUUGAUACUUAUUAUAAAUGUAUCAGUUAAAAAGUAUAGGUGAGGGAGAAAUACAGGCAAAUGUAACAUUUUAAAACUCAUAGAUAGUAGGAAUAAGUAAAUCAAGACAUUAAAAAGGGUUAAAUCUAUUUCAAUCUAUUUUUUUAAAACAAUAUCUUUUUUUUUUUUUUUUGUAUUUUAUUAAUUUUUUGUCAUUAAAAUCCUCCAUAAACAUAAACAUAGAAUCACCCAUAAAUGUUAGCUGGUGAUAUUUGACUGGAUCGUGAGCAAGUAGAGGACAGACACUGGAGGCACUGCAUUAAUAAUAAUAAUAAUGAAGACGAAGAUAGCCUGUGAUCUAACUAUUGCAGUCGGAAGUUAAUGAAUGGUCAGAGCCAAUUAGUCUACAUGCUAACUGCAAUACAUGACAGAAUUUAACUUGGUUGUGUUUUGAAUCUGAGGUAUAUCCUGUCAGAUUUUGUUUAAUGACAAAAUCUGUGCAUCAAGACAAAAUCUGUGCACCAAGACAUAAUUCAGUGCAUCUGUUCUAACUGUAUUUGCUUGACAAGAAAAUAAAAAAAAUUCUGUAACAGAUCACCUGAUUUGGUUAAAAAUGCAGAGUUGUUCUACAUUUGAACAUAUUCUGUUUUCCUAUUAAGGAGGCAGUGUCCCUGUUUUUCAUGUUUUUUUCUUAUACUGUAUAUAAUAAUAGCUUCAU